AUGCUCAACCAGGCUACUAAAAGCUUCAGGAAGAUGCAUGCCCGACGCAAUCCGAAUAAUUUGACUGUUGGGUCCACGGCAUCGUACUCGCAGCUCAGUCCAUCCAUCACGUCGGCGACACUGCUGAGUCCCAAUGUUGCCUCCAGAAGAGGGCUACUGAGCCCCGAUCCGCCGCCGAGCCCUAGUCUCCCGUCACUGAUCCCGAGACAUGGGAAGAGGCAGCCGUCGACGAGCCACACAAGACUGGUCAAGCGGUUAUUAAUUGGCGGCUGUGGUGUUGCCAUCAUCGUUUGGCUCAUCUUGCGCCAUAUGUAUGACCAUCACCAGCAACAAUCCACAGAAUACCAGCAAGAUGCAGGGGAGUGGGAGAUAGUAGGAGGAAACCUCUUGCCUGAGGAGCCCUCAGCGGUGAUAGUGCAGGAUACGAAGGGCAAAUCCAGGUGGACGGUGUCGAUACCAGCGAAAUAUGAGUUCCCGCUGAAACCGCAACACUACCGCGAUAUUUGCGCGCAGUCGAUGGAGAUGCCGACCACGUUGCGUGAGGAGGCGCAGGGCAAAAGUGGCAUUGCCAGGAGAAUGCUGGGAUACUAUCAGAAAGAUCGGUAUUACAUCGGUAUUGGGGAUGCGGAGGCACAAGGAUUGCUGCCACAGUCGAAGGGCACAGAGAGACCGAAGGGUUUCGUCGAUGAUAGUGCUAUUGCGAGCAAGGAGUCUACGGAUGGACAGCAGGUUUGCGACAAGACUCUCACAUAUGUCAUGGAGACGAACGAUGCUGGCUUCGGUAACACGUUGAUGCGUCUGUGGAUGUCGUACGGUCUCGCAAUCGCAGAAAACCGAACCUUCUUCAUCGACGACACACGAUGGCCAUAUGGCAAGUAUUCUACCUUCUUCCUUCCCCCACCUGCCGCGGGCUGCCUCCCUCCUCCUCCUUCCCACAUGACACCCUGCCCGCACAACGCGCGUCACCUUGUUGUAUCCGGCGCAACCGUCACCUCGACAUUCGGCCACGCCUUCACAGAAGAAUGGGAAGACCCCACGAAGCAGUACGUCCAGCGCCAGCACAGGAUCUUCGCCCUCAUCCGCGCCGGCUACGACGCCCUUUUCAAGCUCCGCGCCGACGACUCAACAUACGUCCUCGACCGCGCGCACACGCUCUACGGCCCCGUCGCCAAAGACGGCGGCCUCAGCAUCGGCCUCCACGUCCGCCGCGGCGACAAGCACCCCUACGAAUUCCAGUUUCGCGAUGACUACAUCCCGCUAGACCGGUACAUGGACACCGCGCGCGACCUCUACAUCCAACGCAUCGAGCACGCCUCGCCCAAAUCCAAAUCACUCACCUCCCGCAACGCAGAUCACCCCCUCCUCGCACGCCACACCUCGUCCAAACUCGUCCUCGCCUCUGACGACCCCACGGUCUACGAAGCCGGCGAGCUAGGCCCAAACUCCCUCCGCGCACAGGACCGCAUUAUCCUCGCUACGAAAGCCGCGCUCGAAGCCGCGCAGGGCAAGAAGAACCCCUGGAUCGACGAGAUCACCGGUUGGGAGGGGGGCUUCUACCGCGAUGUCUUCUUCUCGCUCGGGCAGCCAACAGUGAACGCCGGGGAUAUUAAGGACCCGGCGGUCGUGCCCGAGGCGGCGUUGAAUCUCCGGGAGUUGGUGGGGCGCGCGUACCUGAUGGAUUUGGCGGUCGUUGGCAAGGCGGACACGGUGGUGUGCACAGUGAGCUCCGUAGGCUGCCGCAUACUAGCCGUGAUGAUGGGCUGGGAGAGUGCGUUUGUGAAGAACAAUUGGGUCAAUGUUGAUGGGGAUUUUGAUUGGAGGGGGAUUGUUUGGUAG
This is a messenger RNA of Didymosphaeria variabile, 1836 nucleotides long. RefSeq lists its product as uncharacterized. Gene Ontology annotation, molecular function: alpha-(1->6)-fucosyltransferase activity. The record is from RefSeq and is a predicted model, not a curated record. The transcript is spliced from 2 exons. Lineage: Eukaryota; Fungi; Ascomycota; Dothideomycetes; Pleosporales; Didymosphaeriaceae. Gene Ontology annotation, biological process: protein N-linked glycosylation. Bases 1 to 1836 code for a protein of 611 amino acids.